AUGGAGACUGCCACUCCCGAGUCCAGCUCGAGCGCGUCUCGGCGCAAAGCCUCGACGGCUUGUUUCAGCUGCAAGAUCCGGAAGUCCAAGUGCUCCGGGGGGAACCCUUGCAGUGCCUGCAGUCGGUUGGGACUCCAAUGUAUAUACGACGCCUCUCUGGACAGGCGACGGAAAAUCCACUGGGAGCGAGCUGAGACCGAAUCCGCGCUUCAGAAGGAGAUGCUGCAGCGGCUUCUCCAAUUGAUCCACUCCGGGAGUGACGAGAUUCGAAAGAGUUUGAGAGACGAUGCGCAUAUCCAAACGCUUGCACAGAGGCUCGGCAUUGACCCGUCUGAAUACGCUGUCACGUCGUCGCACCCUGAGUCCUGGGCUGCAACCCACGCUCGAAAGACAGACCUCAACGAGUUCGGUGAGGACGUGAGUCAGAAAGAAGAGCUGAUUCGACGGCAAGGGGUGCCUCCUGCAGAAGGACCGCUUCACUUCGCGUUUGAAACGGAUCCCUCGACCAUAUUGACGAGCCGGGCAGGUUCGCACGACGAUCAAUGGCACCUGCCAAUGGUAUCUGGUGUGGCUACGCAGAGCCCCCGGAGACCUGACCCUCGAGACCCAUUUCGAAUCUUUUGUUUCAGAGACCACGAUACCCCCAGUGUGGAAUCAAUCAGCGUAUUCGGCGACUCCUCGUUCCUGUCAGCGACGGCCAGGGCAAGUCAGGUCCUGACCCUGCAGGGCGAGCAGACACUCCGUCUUGACAUCCCGGAGUACCUCAUCCAGCCGAUUUUGUUCGAGGGAGAGCGGUGCCCGAUGGCUGCUGUAUAUACCGACUUCCGGGAUUACGGACGAAGACAACUGGCCGCAGGGUUUCCCGUCGAAGUCGUCCUGGGUUCUGCACAAGUUGACCUCGCCCUCUAUUUUCGCGAACGCGAGCCAGAAGAUCCCCACACCCCGGCAACCUGGGCCUGCGAGUACAUGCGGCUGCUCAAAAACUUCGACGUCUAUGUAGCUCUGGCUUGGAUUUUCACCUAUGCACAUUUCAUGCGCUGGACAAUUGCCCCUUCGGCAGAGACGUAUGCGUUGCUCCCCGAGGCAAUGAGACCAACGCCUCUUCAAAGGCUCGUCCGUCAUCAUCCCGGUGUGGAUCUGCCGAUAUUCCCUGAGAUGCGCGACGGAUUGAUUCAAGAUAUGCGUGACUACAUCGUGGCGAUUCAGACUCUCGGAUGCAGCGUCAAUUGGGAAUACGGGCUCGAUGCAGCCAUUGACACUGACCCGGCGACCGGGACGAUGACCCUGUCAGACCAGUUUGCCACGCAUGUAUGUAGUCUUUCGCACUGGUCCAUCAGCCAAAAGUUUGCCGAUGUCUUCCCCGAAAUGCGAGACUAUUACCAGGUGGUCGAACAGGACACAAUCGCGGCCUCUGAGGUCGACAUCGGAGAGUUCCUGGCGCAAAGAAAAGGCCGCAAAGCGUCCUGA
Fonsecaea erecta is the source of this 1467-nucleotide messenger RNA. RefSeq lists its product as hypothetical. The transcript is spliced from 4 exons. The coding region runs from base 1 to 1467 and encodes 488 amino acids. The record is from RefSeq and is a predicted model, not a curated record. Gene Ontology annotation, biological process: regulation of DNA-templated transcription. Lineage: Eukaryota; Fungi; Ascomycota; Eurotiomycetes; Chaetothyriales; Herpotrichiellaceae. Gene Ontology annotation, molecular function: zinc ion binding; DNA-binding transcription factor activity, RNA polymerase II-specific.